This is a messenger RNA of Cuscuta campestris, 2129 nucleotides long. Lineage: Eukaryota; Viridiplantae; Streptophyta; Magnoliopsida; Solanales; Convolvulaceae. The record is from the annotation of a GenBank genome assembly.
AUUCGUCUAAGGGUUGAUAAACAUUAAAGAGAUUGGCCUUAGACUAAGAAUAGUUUAAGGAUAGAACAUCUCUUCUCCAACGGUUUGCUCAAGCUAGGGAAAAACUAAGAGCUGUAAUCCCUCAGGAAGAUGAGAAUCUGACAUCCCUGAACCAAAAUCAAGAAGUUGAAGCUGCCCUAGAGCACAGAGAAGUUCAAGGGACACAAGAAGAUGGAAUCUCCCCCAGUGAUGGAAGACCUCUCAACGAUGAGCAAGAUGAAGUUCAACCCUCCACCGAUCUUCCUGCCAUUAUGUAUCUGGAGUAGAAGCCAUUAGAAUCACACAACUAUUCACCCACCAUGAAAAAAUCUCCAAUCGCAGAAGGAAUUGAAGCACUAUGCCUACAACCCCUCCACUCAAUAGUCACACUCCUCCAACCAAGGCACCAUCAAAGAUUGCAAACACUGAUGAAGAGUUCCUAAUCCUGCUAGAUGAAGAACGACUUCUGGCUGUUUCUGAAGUACUGUUCCAGAAAGCUGAUGAUCAAGGCCAUUCCACCCACAGCACCAAGAAGAAGGCAAAGCAAUCUGGUUCAAACCCAAUUCAGAAGAAGAACAUUUUGCCUCAACGCAAUAUUGAUUUGGAGGAUUUUGCCUUGAAAACCACUCUUAUACCUCUACUAGAUGCUAGGAAUCUUUUGAAAUCUGUCACUCUGCCUGGCUCCUAUGUAAAGCAAGCCAUUAAUCACUUUCUGGGGUUGGAUGAUGACAAGGAUGAGCUGGUUGGAGAAGUCACCAGGUGGAAAGAACUCACCCAUGGAGCUCGAAACAUCCAACACCCCUCCAACAAAGUUCCCUCCUCUACAUUAAAGAGCUCCUACUUCAUCGUUCUCAGGGGUUUUGUUAAGGAGGAUGCUGAAAAAGAGGAGCCUCUAGAACCACUGCUACAUAUUGACAACCGUCACUUUGAUGGAAGGCAUUUCAAUAAUAUGGAGACAGUGCCCCAUCAGGCUACUCGUGGUGUGCAUGGACUUGUCAAGUUUCUGGAUCUCAAACUGCAGAAAAACAAGGAAGAGCUUCAUCUCGUGGACCAACAGAGGAUAACCCUUGAGGAGGAGCGCAGGCAUCUCAUAUGGCUACAUGAACAUGUUGCUCAUGGUGCUCAAGCAGAGGAAGCAUCAUCUCAGGGGGAGAGCACAGAGUGGGAGGAUGACACCACUACACACUGCUCACUGCUCAGCCUGAUUUAGUUCUGCACAAAUCUACUAAAACAUUUUCUUUUUCUUCAAACAAUUUAUGAUUAAGGGUUGUUCUGCCCUCUUUCGGAUACAUUUCCAACUUUGUUCUACUUUAUGGUGGAGUAUCGGUUACAGUGGAUCUCUACAACAAUUUCAAUUCACACCUCAAACAGCAACCCAAGAAAUUUAACUACUCACGCACCACUGAAGCAUUCAUAAAAUUUAACCAAACAAGAUCAUACGAAGCAUUCAUCUUAGUACAAUAAGCUUUACAUAAGUCCGUCAAAACACAAAUUACCCAACUCAAAAAUCCUCAAAACACUUAGGCCCCGUUUGGUACAUGGAAUUCAAACUAUGGAAUUGGAAUUGGGGACUUCAAUUCCAAUUCUAGUGUUUGGUAGCACAAAUAUUAUGUAGAUUUGGAAUUGAUAGUGCAAAAAAUGAAUUGAAAUUGACAGAAUUCAAUUCUAUGGAAUUGAAUCCCAUGGAAUUACAAUUCCAAUUCAAUUCCAAUUCCACUAAUUCCUUAUACCAAACGGAGCCUUAAGUUCAGAACCCUAGCAUAACAGAUCUAAGGGUUGAAGAUUAUACCCUUAGCUUUAUUGGCCCUUCCGCUCAAACUUUGAGGAUCUGAGCUGCUAUUGCUUUGCGUGAACUACGUACGACUUUUACUGGCAGCUUUGACUGUAGCACCUCUAUUAGAAAACUUUCAUCAAUCCUUUGAAUCAGCUCAGCACCAGGAAGAUCAGAGUGAGGAGACUUGAAUUUUGGUGUUCGUUUCACCCCACUAACUCACGAUGAUCAUAUGACGAUCGAGAGGUUUCCGUCGUUGGAAACCCUCAUGCCUCUCCUCUUCUCUCUGAAAAUGUAAAAUACUUGCCGAGAAUGUGAAAAAUAAGGCUAAAUGUUCGAA